GCGCACUUCCGGUCUUUGUGGCUCGCCGCUCCGAGUCGGCGGCUUGCGCCCUGGCCGCUGCUGGGCUUCGCGGAAAGAAGAGAUUACUCAAAGGAACUCUGAAAUACUGUACCCAGUUGUAGUGAGCUUUUUGCUCCACUGUUUAGGCCAGAAUGGCUGUGGAAUCCAGAGCAGUUUCAACCUUGGUACCUCAGAGUCCUCAGGAUCAAGAACUAAUACUAGUGAAAGUAGAAGAAAGCCUUUCCUGGGGUCAGAAAUGUAAGCAGAGUGGGAGCAUCAGAUCCUGCCAAGAAUUGUUCCGCCAGCAGUUCAGAAAGUUUUGCUACCAGGAGACACCUGGGCCCCGGGAAGCUCUGGGCCGACUCCAGGAGCUUUGCCAUCAGUGGCUCAUGCCAGAGUUGCACACCAAGGAGCAGAUCCUGGAGCUGCUGGUGCUAGAGCAGUUUCUGAGCAUCCUGCCUGAGGAGCUGCAGAUUUGGGUUCAGCAACAUAGUCCAAAAAGCGGCGAGGAAGCUGUGACCCUGUUGGAGGAUUUGGAGAGGGAAUUUGAUGAUCCAGCGCAGCAGCAGGGACCAGCAGUACCAUGGAAGGAUUUGACAGGUCUUGGAACAUCCCAAGAGUUAACAAACAUCCAACUCCAGCCUUUAAAGACCCAGCUGAAACCCUGGGAACCUUGCCUUUCCCCCCAAAAUGAUUGUGAGAACGGUGAAUCAGUGACCAAGAAGGACAUUUCAGGAGAAAAAUCACAAGGACGUCCCCACGAACCUUCAUCUGGAGGAGUUAGUGAACACAACAGCGAUUUAGAGUGGCAACAAGAAAGUGCUAUGGGGGAGAAAUUAAGAAGAUACCCUUCCCAAGAGGGCAGUUUUAGUCAAGUAAUCUUCACACACAAAUCUCUGGGAAAAAGAGACCAUCAUGAGCCUCAAAGCAGCUUGAUUCUAAGUACAAACUCUAUAACUUAUCAGAAAGUUCCUACAGAAGAGAGACCUUAUAGAUGUGAUGUAUGUGGGCACAGCUUCAAACAGCAUUCCUCUCUAACACAACAUCAGAGAAUCCAUACUGGAGAAAAGCCCUAUAAGUGUAACCAAUGUGGGAAGGCUUUUAGUUUGAGGUCCUACCUUAUCAUUCAUCAGAGAAUUCACAGUGGUGAGAAAGCAUAUGAAUGUAGUGAAUGUGGGAAAGCCUUCAAUCAGAGCUCAGCCCUCAUUAGACAUCGCAAAAUUCAUACUGGGGAGAAAGCUUGUAAGUGUAAUGAAUGUGGCAAAGCAUUCAGUCAAAGUUCGUAUCUCAUUAUACAUCAAAGAAUUCACACUGGUGAGAAACCCUAUGAGUGUAAUGAGUGUGGGAAAACCUUUAGCCAAAGCUCAAAGCUUAUUAGACACCAGCGAAUUCAUACAGGAGAGAGACCUUAUGAAUGUAAUGAAUGUGGAAAAGCUUUCAGGCAGAGUUCAGAGCUGAUAACCCAUCAGAGAAUACAUAGUGGAGAGAAACCCUAUGAAUGUAAUGAGUGUGGAAAAGCUUUCAGUUUAAGCUCAAACCUCAUCAGACAUCAGAGAAUUCAUAGCGGAGAGGAACCUUAUCAGUGUAAUGAAUGUGGCAAAACCUUCAAAAGGAGCUCAGCCCUUGUUCAGCAUCAGAGAAUCCAUUCUGGGGAUGAAGCUUACAUAUGUAACGAAUGUGGGAAGGCUUUCAGGCACAGAUCAGUCCUCAUGCGCCACCAGAGGGUCCAUACUGUAAAAUAA
Messenger RNA from Odobenus rosmarus divergens (Pacific walrus), 1742 nucleotides. It is a transcript of the gene ZNF397, whose product is annotated as zinc finger protein 397. Lineage: Eukaryota; Metazoa; Chordata; Mammalia; Carnivora; Odobenidae. The transcript is spliced from 4 exons. Gene Ontology annotation, molecular function: RNA polymerase II cis-regulatory region sequence-specific DNA binding; DNA-binding transcription factor activity, RNA polymerase II-specific. The record is from RefSeq and is a predicted model, not a curated record. Gene Ontology annotation, biological process: regulation of transcription by RNA polymerase II. Bases 153 to 1742 code for a protein of 529 amino acids.